Messenger RNA from Puma concolor (puma), 1746 nucleotides. NCBI's taxonomy places the organism in Eukaryota, Metazoa, Chordata, Mammalia, Carnivora, Felidae. The record is from RefSeq and is a predicted model, not a curated record.
AUGGGCUUGGCUGGGCAAGGCUGGCUGCAGGAGCGCUCAGGCAUGCAGGGUGGCCGGCAGCCCAGUCUUGAACUGGACAGCGUUCGGGACACGGUCACCCCAGACCGAGGGGGCUGUUGCCCUGCCCUCCGCAGGCUGGUCCCUGUCGGCUUUGGGGCCGAGGUGUGGACGCUCUUUGCCCUUUCCGGACCCCUGUUCUUGUUCCAGGUGCUGACCUUCAUGAUCCACAUUGUGAGCUCGGUGUUUUGUGGGCACCUGGGCAAGGUGGAGCUGGCGUCAGUGACCCUCUCGGUGGCCUUUGUCAAUGUCUGUGGAGUUUCCAUAGGAAUAGGCUUGUCCUCAGCCUGUGACACCUUGAUGUCCCAGAGCUUCGGGAGCCCCAACAAGAAGCACGUGGGGGUCAUCCUGCAAAGGAGCACCCUGGUGAUGCUUCUCUGCUGCCUCCCCUGCUGGGCACUCUUCCUCAACACCCACAACAUCCUGCUUCUCUUCAGGCAGGACCCAGCCGUGUCCAGGUUAACUCAAGAGUACGUGCUCAUUUUCAUCCCGGCACUUCCGGCGUUUUUUCUUUACGGCCUGCUGGCAAAAUAUUUGCAAAAUCAGGGAAUCGUCUGGCCCCAAGUCCUCAGUGGCAUUGUGGGCAACUGUAUCAAUGGCUUGGGCAACUACAUCCUGGUUUCUGUGCUGAGCCUGGGGGUCAGGGGCUCUGCUUACGCCAACACUAUCUCCCACAUCCUGCAGACCAUCUUCCUCUUUCUCUACAUUGUGCUGAAGAAGCUACACCUGGAGACGUGGGCAGCGGGGCUUCUGUUCCUAGGCUGGUCCGGCCAGUGCCUGCAGGACUGGGGCCCCUUCUUCUCUCUGGCUGUUCCCAGCAUGCUCAUGGUGUGCAUGGAGUGGUGGGCCUACGAGAUCGGGAGCUUCCUCAUGGGCCUGCUCAGCGUACUGGACCUCUCCGGCCAGGCCAUCAUCUACGAAUUGGCCACCGCAGUCUACAUGAUUCCCCUGGGGCUCAGCAACGCCGUCUGUGUCCGUGUGGGGAUGGCCCUGGGAGCUGCAGAUAUAGUGCAAGCCAAGCGGUCGGCCAAGUCAGGCAUGCUUUGCACAGGCUCCAUUGUCCACGACGUGUGGGAGGCUGGGGCCUGCCCUGGUCUCCGCUGUGUGCACACACAGCCUGCAGUCAACUUGGAAUAUAUGCGGAACUGCGUCUAUAGCGGAGUUCUGAGAGGAAGCGGCAAGCAGGCCUUUGGAGCCGUCGUGAACAUGAUCAUGUAUUAUGUCAUCGGCCUCCCGCUGGGCAUUGUUCUGACCUUUGUGGUCAGAAUGGGAAUCAUGGGCCUCUGGCUGGGCAUGCUGGCCUGCGGCCUCCUGGGAGCUGCUGCGUUUGCCGUCUACACUGCCCGGAUGGACUGGAAGCUAGCCGCAGAGGAGGCCCAGAAACAUGCCGGACUGCUGCCGCAGAGCACUGACAGCACGGUGGCCACGGUCCCCCGACCCGGGCCUGCAGAAGCCGUCACCUCUUCAGUGGCCACGGGUGCCUCUCCUGGCAUCACCCUGACAACGUAUUCAAGGCCCGAGAGCCACCUGGACCUCUUCAGGACUCCGGAGGUGGCCCAGGCCCUUCCAGCUCCGGCCAGCAGAUUGUCAGCCAGACAGCUGGCCAUCCGCCGCGGGGCCGCCCUGGGGAUGGCGUCAGGCAUGCUGACGGCCGGGCUGGUCGUCCGGGUCCUGACCACCAGACACUAG